AACUUUCUAGAGAGAGAGAGAGAGAGAGUGAGUGAGAGCGCAUUGAAUGCAACUUCUUUGCGCACACACCCAACUUCUUUGUUCACUUCCUACAUUCUCUGAUUUUCUCACUCUUUUUAACCUUUGACAGUUUGACUGAUUGGCUUCCACUCUCUCACCACUCCCCUCUCUCUGGGUAUGCACUGCCUCUAAAAAAUCUCCGCUUCUCAAGUCCUUCAACGAUGGAUCCAAUACCUUCUGUAGAGUCUGUGGAAAAUGGGAUUUCUCAAAAGAAUGCAAAGAAGGUGUCAUGUUCCACAAUGCUUACGUUAGCUUAUCAGAGUCUUGGAGUAGUUUAUGGCAAUCUCAGUACCUCUCCUCUCUAUGUUUACAAAACCACUUUCUCCGGGAAACUGAGCCUCCACGAGGAUGAUGAGGAGAUAUAUGGCGUGCUUUCUUUUAUUUUCUGGACAUUUACUCUCAUUGCUCUCUUCAAGUAUAUCUUCAUUGUGAUGUCGGCCAAUGACAAUGGUGAAGGUGGUACCUUUGCAUUGUACUCGUUACUAUGUCGCCAUGCAAAACUUAGCAUUCUACCCAAUCAACAAGAUACAGAUGAGAAGCUGUCUGCAUAUGCCGUGGAAGGAUCAGCAGAAACAUGGCAGAGUUCUGUUCUGAAGUCGUUCUUUGAGAAGAACCCGAAGUGUUGUAAGGGUCUAUUGGUUUUUGUUUUGCUGGGAACAUGUAUGACAAUUGGUGACGGUAUACUCACUCCUGCAAUAUCAGUUCUUUCCGCAGUUUCAGGUGUUAAGCUUAAGUUCACAGGACUUCAUGAAAACUAUAUUGUCAUGAUCUCAUGUGUCAUUUUGGUGGGGCUUUUCUCUCUUCAGCAUCAUGGAACACAUAGAGUUGCUUUCAUAUUUGCUCCAAUAGUCACUGCAUGGCUUCUGUGCAUUGGUGGCAUCGGUAUAUAUAACGUAAUCAAGUGGAAUCCGCAUAUAUUUCAUGCACUAUCUCCAUUUUACAUGUUUAAGUUCCUCAGAAGCACAGGCAUUGAAGGUUGGGUGUCCUUAGGGGGAGUGGUUCUCUCAAUCACAGGCAUGGAGGCAAUGUUCGCUGCUUUGGGACAUUUUUCCACUUUGUCAAUUAAGAUAGCCUUCACUUUUCUCGUAUAUCCGUGUUUGGUUCUUGCAUAUUUGGGUGAGGCUGCAUUUCUUUCUAGACACCAUGAAGAUAUCCAGAGAAGUUUCUAUAAAGCGAUACCAGAACCAAUAUUCUGGCCGGUGUUCAUAGUGGCCACCUGUGCAGCUGUGAUAGGGAGCCAAGCUGUGAUAUCUGCCACCUUCUCCAUUAUAAGCCAGUGCUGUGCAUUGAAUUGUUUUCCCCGUGUGAAAAUUGUUCAUACUUCAAGCAAAAUAUAUGGGCAAAUAUAUAUUCCGGAGGUCAAUUGGACGUUAAUGUGCCUCUGUUUAGCUGUGACUUUCGGAUUAAGGGAUUCAAACAUGAUUGGACAUGCAUACGGACUCGCUGUUACUACCGUUAUGUUCGUGACAACUUGCUUAAUGGCAAUGGUAAUGAUAAUUGUGUGGAAGAAAGCCAUCGUCACAACCUUUGCCUUUCUAGUGUUUUUCGGAUUAGUGGAGCUUCUUUACCUCUCAGCAGCUUUAUAUAAAGUCCCUGAAGGUGGCUGGAUCCCGCUUGUGCUCUCCUUUAUAUUUAUGGCCAUAAUGUUCUUAUGGAACUACGGAACGUUGAAGAAACACCAGUUCGAUGUAGAAAACAAGGUUUCAAUGAACCGGAUACUGGCUUUAGGCCCUAGCCUUGGCAUGGUUAGGGUCCCUGGAAUUGGACUUGUUUGCUCUAAUCUGGUGACAGGAGUCCCAGCUGUUUUCGGACACUUUGUGACAAACUUACCCGCUUUCCAUCAUGUUGUGAUAUUUAUCUGUGUCAAAUCCGUGCAAGUUCCAUACGUGGAUGAGAAGGAACGGUUUCUCAUAAGCAGGGUGGGGCCAAAAGAGUAUGCCCUGUUCAGGUGCGUUGUUAGAUAUGGUUAUAAGGACUUGCAACAAGAGAACUAUGACUUUGAGGAUAAACUGGUAUACGCAAUCAUACAGUUUGUAGAGACAGAAGGAGGAGGUCAGAUGCCACCGGUUAUAGAAUCCUCUCCCAGCCUCACAUUGACACAUCCAAAUCACGAGGGAAGAUUUACUCGCUCUUUACCAGAUUUUAAUGUAACGGUUCUUGGGAAUGGGCAAUUGGAAGGUUCUUAUCUAAAGGACGAGUCUCUGGACAUAUUGAAGGCUAGGGAGUCUGGCAUUGCUUAUAUCCUCGGGCAUUCUCAUGCAAAGGCAAAGAAGCCUUCUUCGAUUUUCAAGAAGUUUGCGAUUGAUGUUGUCUAUGCAUUCCUGAGCAAAAACUGUAGGGAACCUGACGUUGCUAUGAGUGUGCCUCACACUUCUUUGCUGGAAGUUGGUAUGAUUUACUAUGUCUGACCUCUAUAGAGAUGUGGAUUCUAAUUUACCGUUCGCAGAAAUAUAGUUAGAGACUUAGAGUGAAUAGAAGAGAUAAGAGAAGGGAAGGCCUUAAACCAUUGAAAUGAUAGGUCAGUUUUUUUGUUUGAAUGCUAUCGGAAACGUAAGAUACUGAACAGAGCAAGAAGAAACCAAAAAUAACCCUGUUUAUAUGGUUCUUGUUCAUAACUACUAAUGAUCUGGUGGAAAUGAUGUUUUUCCUGGAGAAGUGUAUUCUGUUUCCAGCCAGAAA
Rhododendron vialii is the source of this 2739-nucleotide messenger RNA. RefSeq names its product potassium transporter 1. NCBI's taxonomy places the organism in Eukaryota, Viridiplantae, Streptophyta, Magnoliopsida, Ericales, Ericaceae. The transcript is spliced from 9 exons. Gene Ontology annotation, cellular component: membrane. The coding region runs from base 222 to 2468 and encodes 748 amino acids. The record is from RefSeq and is a predicted model, not a curated record. Gene Ontology annotation, molecular function: potassium ion transmembrane transporter activity. Gene Ontology annotation, biological process: potassium ion transmembrane transport.